This is a messenger RNA of Aspergillus heteromorphus CBS 117.55, 243 nucleotides long. RefSeq names its product U4/U6-U5 snRNP complex subunit LSM6. Gene Ontology annotation, biological process: maturation of SSU-rRNA; mRNA splicing, via spliceosome. The record is from RefSeq and is a predicted model, not a curated record. The coding region runs from base 1 to 243 and encodes 80 amino acids. NCBI's taxonomy places the organism in Eukaryota, Fungi, Ascomycota, Eurotiomycetes, Eurotiales, Aspergillaceae. Gene Ontology annotation, cellular component: P-body; nucleolus; sno(s)RNA-containing ribonucleoprotein complex. The transcript is spliced from 3 exons. Gene Ontology annotation, molecular function: RNA binding.
AUGGAGAAUGGUGCACCAUCCGAAGGGAAGGAUCCCUCAGCCUUUCUGAGCGAGAUCAUCAGUGCACCGGUCACUGUCAAGUUGAACUCCGGUGUUGUAUACAAAGGGGAACUCCAAUCAGUAGAUGGCUAUAUGAACAUAGCCCUAGAAAAGUCCGAGGAAUUUGUUAACGGAAUCCUGACAAGAAGUUAUGGGGAUGCGUUCAUACGGGGAAAUAACGUGCUGUAUAUAUCAGCACAGUGA